Messenger RNA from Fibroporia radiculosa, 462 nucleotides. RefSeq lists its product as uncharacterized. NCBI's taxonomy places the organism in Eukaryota, Fungi, Basidiomycota, Agaricomycetes, Polyporales, Fibroporiaceae. The transcript is spliced from 2 exons. Bases 1 to 462 code for a protein of 153 amino acids. The record is from RefSeq and is a predicted model, not a curated record.
AUGUCUAUUGCAGCGCUUCGACUUUCUCGGUUAUUUACCCCAACGUACGCCAAGCUCAUCAACGCACAGCUCGUCCAUCCAGCGCAGUCCCAGGUGGUCAAGCCCAACGAGCUCCGGUCUGCGUUGGCGCGGCCACUGAACGUCGCGCUAUACGAGCCCGAUAAGUCCCCGUCGUUCCUCGCUGCCAGUCUGUCGUACGGCAUAAUCAAAGGUGGGGCUGCCCCCUUUUUAUCCUGCGUCGGGAGCGCGUCUCACGAAGACACAGGACACCCGUUCCUGGAUGGGAACAAACGCACCGCCUUCUUUCUUGCGAACGAGUAUCUGCGCGCACAGGGCCACCCUGGUCUCGCGGACGGCGGGAAAGUGAGCGAUGUCAAUAAAGACCUGAUCGCCUGUGCGGAGCGCCAUAUUGGUGUGGCAAGCGGCAAGUUGGAUGUCGCAGAUCUUGCCAGAGACCCUUGA